UGGGGGCCACAUGCUCCUCCUGCUGUUGCCUCUGCUGCUGGCCGCAGUGCUGACAAGAACCCAAGCUGACCCUGUCCCCAGGGCCACCAGGCUCCCAGUGGAAGCAAAGGAUUGCCACAUUGCUCAGUUCAAGUCUCUGUCCCCAAAAGAGCUGCAGGCCUUCAAAAAGGCCAAGGGUGCCAUCGAGAAGAGGCUGCUUGAGAAGGACAUGAGGUGCAGUUCCCACCUCAUCUCCAGGGCCUGGGACCUGAAGCAGCUGCAGGUCCAAGAGCGCCCCAAGGCCUUGCAGGCUGAGGUGGCCCUGACCCUGAAGGUCUGGGAGAACAUAAAUGACUCAGCCCUGACCACCAUCCUGGGCCAGCCUCUUCAUACACUGAGCCACAUUCACUCCCAGCUGCAGACCUGUGUGAGUCCUGGGUCCCUGGCUCCUCCUCAGUGUUCUCCAGCCACUUGGGCUUCUCCUGUGUCCCAGCAGCAGCCUCACAGUCCCCAUCCUCUAUCCACAGACACAGCUUCAGGCCACAGCAGAGCCCAAGCCCCCGAGUCGCCGCCUCUCCCGCUGGCUGCACAGGCUCCAGGAGGCCCAGAGCAAGGAGACUCCUGGCUGCCUGGAGGACUCUGUCACCUCCAACCUGUUUCAACUGCUCCUCCGGGACCUCAAGUGUGUGGCCAGUGGAGACCAGUGUGUCUGACCUGGAACCCUCCUGCCAGCUUCAGGAAUUCUUCACUGUGUGGAUGCACCAAGACCACACCUUAAUUUAUAGCUAUUCA
Messenger RNA from Mus musculus (house mouse), 771 nucleotides. It is a transcript of the gene Ifnl3, whose product is annotated as interferon lambda 3. Gene Ontology annotation, molecular function: cytokine activity. The record is from RefSeq and is a predicted model, not a curated record. Bases 11 to 757 code for a protein of 248 amino acids. Gene Ontology annotation, biological process: cell surface receptor signaling pathway via JAK-STAT; positive regulation of immune response; defense response to virus. The transcript is spliced from 4 exons. NCBI's taxonomy places the organism in Eukaryota, Metazoa, Chordata, Mammalia, Rodentia, Muridae. Gene Ontology annotation, cellular component: extracellular region.